Messenger RNA from Paralichthys olivaceus (Japanese flounder), 2080 nucleotides. It is a transcript of the gene cnpy3, whose product is annotated as canopy FGF signaling regulator 3. The record is from RefSeq and is a predicted model, not a curated record. Lineage: Eukaryota; Metazoa; Chordata; Actinopteri; Pleuronectiformes; Paralichthyidae.
GCGGAAGUGUGGACCCGUACCCGGAAGCAGCGGAGGAGGAUGUGAAAACAGAGAGAACGGAGAAAGAAGGAGAGAAAAAAGGAGAGAAAGAAGGAGAGUCUCCUCCGGUUCGAAAACACAGAACGAAGCGUUUUCAUGUAGAAACAGAAUCAAAAUGAUUUCAGCCUCGUGCGCGUGUUUGUUUCUGGCGGUUUGUUCGGUGGCAGCGGUGAAAGAUGGAGGAGACGAUGAGUGGGUUCAUCUGCCGAACAAAUGUGAAGUCUGUAAGUUUGUCAGUAUCGAGAUGAAGUCAGCAUUCGAUGAGACGGGGAAGACAAAAGAAGUGAUCGACAGGAACUAUCGCUUCAUCGACAGCAAGGGGGCGCCACCGAUCAAAUACGUCAAGUCAGACCUCCGAUUCAUCGAGGUCAUAGAAAAUGUGUGUCAGAGGCUGCUGGGGUACAAUCUGCACAAGGAACGAACCGGCAGCAACCGCUUCGCCAAGGGCAUGUCAGAGACGUUCUCCACGCUUCACGGUCUGGUGAAUAAAGGCGUGAACGUGGUGAUGGACAUUCCCUUCGAGCUGUGGAACGAGACCUCGGCGGAGGUGGCCGACCUCAAGAAACAGUGUGACGUGUUGGUGGAGCGAUAUGAGGACGUGAUUGAAGACUGGUAUAAAGGAAGCCAAGAGGAAGAUCUGACCACGUACCUGUGUGAGAAACAUGCUCUGAAAGGACAAGACACAGCUUGUCUGAACGAGGAGUGGGUGGCGAAGAAGAAGGGCGAGCAGGCGGCCAUCGCGGAGGAUAAGAAGAAGAAGAAGAAAAAGAAGAAGGGGAAGGACGGAGGAGAGGGGGGAGACGGCAGCUCGGAGGGAGAGAAGGCGGCCAAAAAGAAGAAGGAGAAGAAAGUGAAGAAGAAGAAAAAGAGCAAAGCUCCGGUGGAGAAGAAGGACGGAGGGGCGUCGUCGGACGAGGAGAUCCAGCCUCAGGUGCCUCUGUCCGGGGAGAAGACGGAGCUGUGAGGUCAAAAAUCUAACUCUCGCCUGACGCUUCUUCACCCGAGGCUGAAACAUGUUGCACUGUUACAUCGGUUUUCUUGUUUAUCUCAGUUUUCAGGUUUUUAACAGAAUCUCUGUCGUUCAGUUUCAUGACAUCAUCAUGUCUCUGUGGAAUCUUCAGAAACCUUGAAGCGAUUCUGCUUUAAUUCGUCUCUGUGGUUAUUUUUAUUGUCUCUACUGAAAACAUUCUGUUGGUCAACUCGUAAACACAGAACAAGCGGGAGGAUGUUCUCACAUCAACUGAAAAUGAAUCAACGAUCUGGUUUGUUUUAAAUCAUUCUUUAAUAAAUACUUGUUCACUCUGGAGAGAGAGGAUUUUCUCUGUUUUAUAUGAAAAAGGGAAUUUAGAAACUCCAGCAGAAGAACAGCGAACAUUUCUCUCCAGUUAUUAUAAGUAAAAUAUUCAUGAAUUAUUGAAAAAUCUACUGUAAAUCAAAAUAUUAAACUGCCUUUUUUCUGAUUAUCUGAAAAUUAGAGUCAAAGUACUGUGAUGAUCUUUCUUUCUUCUUUAUCUCAGUUGAAUCUGAGUGUUUUUUUUUGUUAAUGUCUUCUGAUGAAUAAUGUGAAUUUUGUGUUUGUUGCUUUUUGCAUCUUUGUCUUAUCUACUGUAAAAAAAAUCCAUUCCAACUGAAAACUGAGAUUCUUUUUUAAUUUGUUUUGAAAAUGUAAAGUAUAUUUCCAGCUCUGUGGUACCGUCAUGAUGAAGUGAUAUUUUAUUGAAACAUAAAUAGACGAGGCUUCUCCUGGUGACACCUAAAAUAUUUAACCUUUAUCAUCUGCUAAUGCAAAAAAAUGAUUCAUGGUUUAUUUCAAUUUAAUUUUCUGGCAGCAUUAAGCUCUUGAGGCCUCAGUGAAAUCCCCCCCCCCCUUUUUUUAAAUUUAAUUUUCAUUUAUUUGUGUUGCUGUAAUUUUCCAUUUCUCGUUCUGUUUGUUUGCUUGAUGUUGAAAAGCUGCUAUUUAAGGUGUGUGUGUGUGUUUCUAUAGAUUUGUAUUCAGAAGUAAGAUGCUGGCUGUGUUGUCAUCAAUAAACACAGGUCUUAA